UACUAUCCCCUUUUCUCCCCCCAAUAAUUAACCUAAUUAUUUUUAGUAAACAACAGAGAAAAAAGAUUUUGAGAAGCUGCGAGUUAUGAUCGACAAAGAAACCCUAAUCAAUAACCACAAUCUGAUGAAUUAAGUACCCAAAUUUUUAGGAAGAUGUAGUAUAUAAUAUAAGAAGCUUCAUUUCCUUACCAGUUUCGUUUUUUGUUUUGGUAUAUUUUGAUUGAAUCACACGGAACACAAUCAAUCAAUUAUGAUAUCUUCCUUCGUAAUGUGACCUAAUCAGGUCUCAUUUUUAUAUUUGAAUGGUUUAUAUUGUUUCUUUAUACUAUGGCUUGGUGGGAUUUAAGACCCUUUCAAUCUAUAACCACCCGUUUUCAGGAUUUAUCGAGAAGGAUGCUGGGGUUCUCUGCUACGACUAGUGCUCACUUUUCAUCCAUUAAUUCUCCACUGAUAGACAAAAAGAAUGAAGAGGAAUUCGGGCAGCGGGAAGUCCAGCUUGAUUCACACACUAUGAGUUCUCACGGAUAUGCAGUUGCUAGAAUACACAUGCAUGAUUGGAUCAUGCUAUUACUCCUUGUAUUGAUUGAAAUCCCCUUAUACAUGAUCCAUCCUUUCUAUCGCUUUGUUGGGAAGGAAAUGAUGACUGAUCUUAAAUAUCCCCUGAAGAGUAAUACAGUUCCUGUUUGGGCUGUUCCGAUGCUUGCAAUGGUAUUGCCUAUCGUGAUCUUUAUCGUUCUUUAUCUCCGAAGAAGAGAUAUCUAUGAUCUUCAUCAUGCCAUACUGGGUCUACUGUUCUCCAUUUUAGUAACAGCGGUGAUAACGGAUGCAAUAAAAGAUGCAGUAGGACGACCUCGGCCAGACUUCUUUUGGCGAUGUUUUCCAGAUGGAAAGGAUGUUUAUGAUAAAUGGGGAGAUGUCAUUUGUCAUGGUGACAAGAGUGUCAUUAAGGAAGGACAUAAGAGUUUCCCAAGCGGCCAUACUUCAUGGUCAUUUGCUGGUCUGGGUUUUUUAUCGUUGUACUUGUCUGGAAAAUUAAAAGCAUUUGAUCGCAAAGGUCAUGUUGCAAAACUUUGUAUUAUUUUUCUACCACUACUUGCUGCAUCACUUGUCGCCGUUUCUCGAGUUGACGACUACUGGCAUCAUUGGCAGGAUGUGUUUGCUGGAGGUCUAAUAGGGCUCGUAGUAGCUACUUUUUGCUAUUUACAGUUUUUUCCACCUCCUUAUCAUCCUGAAGGUUGGGGUCCUUAUGCUUAUUUUAAGAUGUUGGAAGAAUCACGAGUUACGUCACAGGGUCCUAAUGCUCAAAAUGGUGCUCAAUCUGAAAACCAAGAAGGACAAAGUCAACAUGGGUGUAUAGGGCUAUCUUUAGCAGAGAAUCAAACUUCAACAUUAGAAGAUGAACUUGAAUCAGGGAGGAGAUAAAAUCUGCGCACAUCACGAUUUUGCUCUUUGUAAAUUAUAUCCUAGGUUUUGUUGAAUAUGAUUUCAACUCGGUUGUAGCUACUAACUUUGAAGACUACUUUUUGUUUACAAGAGUCAGAUUUAGAACAGUCUGUUAUUUUGUGAAUAAUAUGGACAUAAGGGUCCUGAAUUGAUAGCCAAUUUAAUAUAUGUUUGGUAAA
This is a messenger RNA of Vicia villosa (hairy vetch), 1622 nucleotides long. Its product is annotated as putative lipid phosphate phosphatase 3, chloroplastic. The record is from RefSeq and is a predicted model, not a curated record. Gene Ontology annotation, biological process: phospholipid metabolic process. Gene Ontology annotation, molecular function: phosphatidate phosphatase activity. Bases 328 to 1422 code for a protein of 364 amino acids. The transcript has 10 exons. NCBI's taxonomy places the organism in Eukaryota, Viridiplantae, Streptophyta, Magnoliopsida, Fabales, Fabaceae.